Molecule: messenger RNA, 1140 nt
Organism: Ustilago hordei
Lineage: Eukaryota; Fungi; Basidiomycota; Ustilaginomycetes; Ustilaginales; Ustilaginaceae
Exons: 2
Coding region: 1-1140 (379 amino acids)
Biological process (GO): DNA integration
Molecular function (GO): nucleic acid binding
Source: RefSeq, a predicted model, not a curated record
AUGACAGCUUGGAUUGCAGACUAUGUAGCAAGUUGUCCUGUAUGUGCUAGAUACAAAGCUCCUCGACACCAUCCAUAUGGUUUGCUACAGCCACUAGCAAUGCCAGACAGGCCCUGGGGCUCCAUAUCCCUCGACUUCAUCGAAGGAUUACCACCAUCAAGGAACUAUGACUCCAUCCUCGUCAUUGUGGACAGGCUGACCAAGUUUGCCAUAAUAGCUCCAACCCAUAAGACAGUCACAGCCAAACAGACUGCAGUGUUGCUAUACAGACACAUGGUUAGACUUUUUGGAUACCCAGAUCACAUGGUCUUGGACCGAGGCAGGCAGUUCAUAUCAGGAGCAUGGAAGGCAUUCACAGAACAAAUGGGUGUGAAGCACUCACUUAGCAUGGCCUACCAUCCUCAAACUGAUGGUCAGACAGAGAGGGUCAAUCAGGUCAUCGAGCAGUACCUAAGGAUGUACUGCAACUAUGAGCAGAAUGACUGGGCCGACCUGCUGGACACUGCAGCCUUUGUAUACAACAACACAGUCCACAACAGCAUUGUCAAUGAUCCAGGUCACUUUGAGUACCUCAUGGAUGGAAAGGAGCAUUGCAAGUACCUCCAGGAGCAGAUCAGAGAGGCACAAUGUAGAUCAGUAGACCAGUAUAACAGGAAGCACAAGGACAUCAAGUUCAAGGUGGGUGAUAUGGUCUAUAUCAACCGUCGAAACUGGAAGACAAGGAGACCCACACCCAAGUUAGAUACCCAGUUUGCAGGACCCUACCCAGUUCAGGAACGGGUGGGAUGCCAAGCUUAUCGAAUCACAUUGCCAGCAAACCUUAGGGUGAAUGAUGUGUUCCAUGUCUCCAUGCUCAAGCCAGCAAGAACAAGUUCUCUUCCUCAACAUGCUGAACAGCCCACCAUACCAUCACUUCCAGAUGAGGACCUCGAUUUUGAAGUCGAAGCACUCAAUGAAAAGCAUUCACACAAUGGGACUACAGAGUACAAAGUGUUGUGGAGAGGGUACUCAGAAGAAGCUGCUUCAUGGGAACCAGUAGAGAACCUCAACUGCCCCGACCUCAUCCAGGAGUAUGAGGUGUCGGAGGGGGGACGAGCGAGUAGACAAAGUAGAGAGAGGAGGAGAGAACAGGAGGAGUAG